Myripristis murdjan (pinecone soldierfish) is the source of this 1383-nucleotide messenger RNA. RefSeq lists its product as uncharacterized. The transcript is spliced from 10 exons. The record is from RefSeq and is a predicted model, not a curated record. NCBI's taxonomy places the organism in Eukaryota, Metazoa, Chordata, Actinopteri, Holocentriformes, Holocentridae. Bases 1 to 1281 code for a protein of 426 amino acids.
AUGCCCCGUGCCAAGUCCCACCGGCGGGCCCAGGCCCUGAAGCAGAGGAUGGCGCAGCCGCUGCCAUGGAUCCCCCAGCCGCCUGUCCCCGAGUUCGUUGCUCGGCGCGGUACAGGGUACCGCCAUCGCGUGCGGAGAUGGCCGACUUCGAAGCUGACCCAGCGCAGCUUCAAGUUGGUCACUCCUGCCCUGCAGCCGGACCAGAAGAUGGUGUUCGUCGUGGGAGACUCCCACCUGCGGGCCCUGGUGGAUGGGAUCGUCGCGAUGCCGGAGGUACCUCUGUGUUUUUCUUUUCUCUCUGUUCCAGGUGCGCAUGCAGCAGAGCUGAGGACGGAGGUGUCCCACGCCGCUCUCCCCUGGACCCCGGACGUGGUGUGUGUGCUCGCCCCGAGCAACAACCUGACAGCCAGCAGGAACAUCGGAGAGGCGUCGCUGGACUUCGGUGCUCUCCUGGCUACAGUUUGCAACCGCUGGGCGAAGGUGUUCGUGCUGGACUUCCCUCCACGCUUGAACAUCGAGCCUGGCCUGCAGGAGCUGUUCCGCCAGGAGUUCCGCCGUGUCGCAGCACGCAUGGGUCUCCCAUACGUGUCUGUGGCAGAGCACCUCCCUCUGGACCGUUUGGAGCCGCAAUGUGUUCUGCGUUUCACUGUUUUCCAGGUGCACCUCAGCGACAGCGACGGAACGCCGAUCCUCGUCCAGGCCCUGUGGGACGCCGCGGUCCGCCAGCUGACUCCUCCUCCUCCUCCUCCUCCCUCGGUGCCCCCCCGGACAUCGCCUCGUGCCAGGGUCUCCCCCGUGCUGGUUGUGACAGGACACAGCCCCGCGCCCCGCCACCGUGACCCACUGGAGUGGACCGUCGUCGGACAGGAGGGCAAGAUUCGAGCAUCUCCGGUGCAAGAGUCUGUCCUCCCGUCCAACCCCGUCUGGUUCAGCGGCGACAUCCUGGAGGCCAUGGAGAGGGUUUCGCCAUCCUCGGACAGCGACGUCACUGCCCUUCUGCCAGCUGGCCAGACUUCCCGUGUGAGGCGUUCGCCGAAAGGUGUUGCCACAAGGCGUAGAGGAGGAAAGCGGCAGGUGCUGGCAACACCUUCACCUGCCCGUGUCACCGUGCCUGCCUCCGGGCCCAGACCAGCGGUGCAGCAGGUGGAGGCGACAGCCCAGGAGUCGUCCAGCGUGGUGCCAGGGGUGGUCGUCGUCCGGGAGGAGGUUGCCGCAGCGUGCCCGGCCGUCCCGGAGGUACAGCAGAGUACUUUUUAUAACGUGCAGAACCCGAGUGAAUGAGUGCAUUAUGUAAAUGAGGCUUUUUUUCUUCCCCAUCUUUUUUAGGUGCCGGCGAGACCUUCACCAGCCCGUGUGACCGUGUCCGCCUCCGGGCCCAGACCA